Dentiscutata erythropus is the source of this 318-nucleotide messenger RNA. Lineage: Eukaryota; Fungi; Glomeromycota; Glomeromycetes; Diversisporales; Gigasporaceae. The record is from the annotation of a GenBank genome assembly.
AUGCUGGUUGGUACUAUAAGUUACCAAUACAACAGUAACAUAUCUUCAGGAAAACAUAUUGUAACCCUAGAAGAUUUGUCUAUUAUUACAUCAAAUCGUGAUUUCUCAAAUAUACAAAUACCGACUGCUUUCUGGUUAUCUCAGACAAGUAUACCCAGAUACUCUCAAAGAACAAAUCAUCAACCACACGGCGCCACUCCACAACCCUCGAAAAAUAUCAAAAAAGCUUUACUAUCGAAUAUGAAUGCUACUUCGACUCAACAAAAUCUUUCAGAAGCUCUUAAUAAAAAUCCUAUUCCGACCAUAACAAAUGAAUAA